Molecule: messenger RNA, 640 nt
Organism: Aspergillus uvarum CBS 121591
Lineage: Eukaryota; Fungi; Ascomycota; Eurotiomycetes; Eurotiales; Aspergillaceae
Exons: 3
Coding region: 317-511 (64 amino acids)
Source: RefSeq, a predicted model, not a curated record
CCCCCCAUGAACAACAUCAAACCCAACCACAACCCCUCUCGCCAAGAAUGUAAGACACGCCCCAAUCAUCAUAUUAUCCCUUCCACCACCACCACCCCUUCCACACGCCCUCAACGCGAUACCCUUGAGGGAUCGACACUCCGAAACAUACCACAACCAGCACCAGCACCAGCACCGUAGCAUACAUAUGUACACCUCAUCCUCGUUGGCCUCGCUCGCUCCCUCCCUCUUUUCUCUUUCCCCGUGAGCAACCCAUCCAACAACAACCACCACCGACAAAUCUAACCCAAAUCUAACAGCCUCCCCCCCCCCAAAAAUGAAAUUCUCCAUCGCGGUCGUCGCCUCCGUCCUCGUCGCCAUGGGCGUGGCGAUGCCGAUUCCCUCCACGAGCAAGGCUCCCCGCAUGGACGGGGCGGAUCUGUUCAGCAUGAUCGAAGGCAUGGGCGGGCUGGACGGGGUGUUGAAGAGUAUCCAGAUCUCUUCGCCGUUGAAUUCGGCAUUGGGGCAAUAGAUUGAUGGAUUAGAUUGUUCGGAAUAUAGGGUUGGUGGUGGUAUGUCUGGAGAAUGGACGGGGGAUUACCGGGUAGGGUAUGGUGUGGCGAUGAGUCAAUGAAUCUUCAUUAUUCAAAGUGCGAGCAUC